AUGAGGAUAGUUCCGGACAAAUCAUGGAUUGAUAUUCCCCGUAUUGAUAGAUGGAGGAAUAGUCGAUAUAAAGAUGGAAUAAAUCAAUUCAUACAGUACGCCUUGGAAGACCCACGGAAGUUAAAUAGUGAUGUCGUGUAUUGUCCCUGCUGUUGGUGUAAAAAUAGGGCGUUGGUGGAUAAAAAUGAUUUACAGAAAUACUUAAUAUUAGGAUUCUAUGAGGAGUACAAAUAUUGGACGUUUCAUGGGGAAGGAUGUCUUGAAGAAAUGGAACUGAUAGGGGGUACCGGUACUUCCGGUGGGAGAAUAGAUGAUACGAGAAUAGAUGAUACAUAUACGAUGCUCGCAGAUAUGUUAACAGUUCCUAAUAUAGAUCAAUCUGAUUAUGCCGAGGAUGCUGACGAGUCAGGAAAUGUAGGUGGCGUGACAGAUCAUGAGGAGCUGGAGCAGUUAAUGAAAUUAAUAGACGAUAAUGAAAAUGAUCUGUACGAGGGUUGCAACGAGUUCACCAGGUUAUCAUUUAUGCUCCGUCUUUUGCGUAUAAAGUCUCUUAGUGGAAUGGCAGAUAAAUAUUUAAAUAUGUUGCUUGUGUUGCUGAGAAAAGUCAUUCCAAAUGGAAAAGAGAGCAUAUCGGAAAAUUAUGAUAACGCAAAGAAGAUUGUUUCUGUUAUAGUACUUGAUUACAAUAAAAUCGACGCAUGUCCUAAUGAUUGUAUCCUCUACUAUAAAGAUAAAAAAGAUCUCCAGGAGGGUCCAAUUUGUGGAAUACCACGGUGGGUACAACGUAAAAAUUGUUCAACACGUGGGAUAACAAGGGCUAUGUUUAAGCAAAAGAAGAUUCCAGCAAAGGUUCUGCGUCAUUUUCCCUUAAUACCAAGGCUAAAACGGUUGUAUAUGAAUAAGGACACUGCUAAGCAAAUGAGGUGA
Asparagus officinalis (garden asparagus) is the source of this 927-nucleotide messenger RNA. RefSeq lists its product as uncharacterized. Lineage: Eukaryota; Viridiplantae; Streptophyta; Magnoliopsida; Asparagales; Asparagaceae. The transcript has a single exon. Bases 1 to 927 code for a protein of 308 amino acids. The record is from RefSeq and is a predicted model, not a curated record.